Messenger RNA from Opisthorchis viverrini, 8584 nucleotides. RefSeq lists its product as hypothetical. Gene Ontology annotation, biological process: cell-cell adhesion. Gene Ontology annotation, cellular component: membrane. Lineage: Eukaryota; Metazoa; Platyhelminthes; Trematoda; Opisthorchiida; Opisthorchiidae. The coding region runs from base 1 to 8406 and encodes 2801 amino acids. The transcript is spliced from 25 exons. The record is from RefSeq and is a predicted model, not a curated record. Gene Ontology annotation, molecular function: protein binding.
AUGCUCACGACAGGAUUCGCCGGGAAUACACUCAUUUUUCUGUUAGUGUUGGGGUGGAGUUUAUCUAUUACGUUUCCGCCGUCAUUUACUCAGCUGCCUCCUCGGAAUGCUGUAUUCAAUCCUGGUGAAGCCAUAUUACUCCCGUGUGUGGCCAUUGGUGCUCCGGCGCCAAAAUAUACGUGGUUCAAGAACGGAAAGUAUUUCAACUGGGCAGCAAACACUGGAAGAUACACCAAGUGGCCGGAUCAGGGAACACUGGUAAUUGCUCGUCCGGGUACGGAUGAUGACGGAAUAUACCAGUGCUAUGCCUCCAAUCAGUUUGGUAUCGCCCAGUCAAAUACUGUCAAUGUCAGAAGAGCAGAACUCGGAGAUUUCGAAAGAGUGGAAACAAAGACCAUGUAUGUUCGUUAUGGAGAUUCUGUUAUGUUGAGAUGCAAUGUACCCCUGGGCUAUCCUCCACCGGUAGUCACAUGGCAAACCAAGAAGUAUUCCCAAAUUCAGUAUAUUAAGGAGACAAACCGGAGAGCAACGGAUAUUAACGGCUAUCUGUACAUUGCUGCGGCAAUAGAAGAAGACCACGACACGCUGUACACAUGUGUGGCCAAUAAUGAGGUGACACGCUACCAGACAAAUGGACCAUCGUACCUAAUCAAAGUAUUUGGAACUCAGACAAACUACCCGGUAAAGCCACUAUACAACACCCCGAGGACUGAGGUGGUCACUGCAGGAGACAUACUACGAUUAAAGUGUAUAUUUGCUGGCUAUCCGCCGCCCCAGUAUACUUGGUACAAGGAUGGCAAAGAGCCGAUUGAGCUACCGAAUGUAAACGUGAAAAAUUUGGGAACAAUGCUGGAGAUCAACCCAGUUUCGGUGGAAGCUGCUGGAGAAUACCGUUGUCAGGUUACAAACGAGCAGACCCGUGUAACCGGGAACAUGCAAUACACUGUCCGAGUUCAUGUAAGGCCAACAUUUGUGGACAAGCCCCAGGACACAACAGUUCCGGUGAAUGGUUCAGUGAUUUUCACAUGUACUGCUACUGGUGAUCCGGCUCCACAAAUCCGUUGGACAGUGAACGGUCAAGACCCUUCCGCCUAUUUGGAUGGUGUUCGGAAAACGCUACAAGGAAAUGUCAUGCAUCUGUACAACCUCACAGUCAAAGACACAGCCGUUAUCCAGUGCAACGCAUCGAACGCAUUUGGUUACGAUUUUGUUAAUGCUUACCUGAAUGUGAUGCGUGAGCCCCCUUACUUCAUCAAACCACCCCAGGCGGAGCAACGCGUUGUAGACGGACAUGAGGUUAUCAUACACUGCCAAACGUUUUCUGCCCCCAAAGCCCUGAUUUCCUGGACGAAGGAUGGACGUCCUAUCAGCGGUGGUCGAUAUCGAAGCCUUAUCACUGGGGAUCUGAAAAUCUCGUCGGUCGCCAUCACCGAUUCCGGUGUUUAUGAAUGUACGGCAACAAAUCCCUUUGGCAGUCGCAAGGCCUCUGGUCGUCUGCUAGUCCGACGUCGAACAAGCAUUGUAUUGGCACCCAUAGAUACACAAGUUUACGAAGACCAGGUGGUGAAAUUCGUCUGCACUGCUGAAACCGACCCAAUGGAACUGCAAAAUCUGGAAAUCACUUGGUACAAAGAUGACAACUUGAUUGAACCCAGUUUGACUCCUCGGAUUCAACAGAUUUGGUUUGAUUACUCGCUGGUUCUGAGUGGAGCCCAACCCAGAGAUACGGGGCAAUAUCGCUGUAAUGCCAGCAAUGGCUUAGACUAUGCUGUAGCAUCCGCGUCUCUUCUGGUCCAAGGUCGACCGGAGAAAGCUAUUCGUGUCGAAGUCAACUGUGCGGAGUUUAUCAAGGAUGAACUGGCUCUUGUCUCCUGGUAUCCCGGCUCUGACAAUUAUGCGCCCAUUAUGGAAUAUAUUGUCGAAUAUUCCACGCAAUAUGAACGCGACACUUGGUAUCCAGCUGAAAUUUUCAACUAUACCGGCUUGGUGCAAAGUACUUCGAUCAAAGUGGUUCUCCGACCAGCUAUCCUCUAUCAGUUUCGAAUUCGCACACGCAAUCGCGUCGGUGUCUCCCUACCCAGUGUGGCAACAAGCACAGCCUGCGGAAUUCCAGCUCGAGUCCCAGCAACCAAUCCAUCUGAGCUCUAUGUCUAUGGCUCGUUACGUAACAACCUGAUCAUAAAAUGGACGACUAUGCCCUACAUCGAACACUACGGAAGCAACUUGGGCUACAUUUUGAAAGUAACCUGUCUGAACUGUGAUAUCAUCCCACGUACUGCCGUGAACAAUACUGUCAUCGGUGACUGGCGAACAGACAGUAUCACUAUGACCUCCUUCUUAGUUGGCACGAAGGUGUAUGAAAUUGAAACGUAUAAACAGUUCAAGGUGAGUAUCCAAAGCCAAAACGAAAAGGGUGAGAGUACAGCACCUCCCACGUUUGCAGUUGGCCAUUCCGGAGAGGCUGUGCCCACCAUAGUACCACCAAGCCCGACGUUGGUCAACGCAACUUCAAAAGGAGCUGUUCUCAGAUGGCAAGCCAUAACAGAAGCGCAACUUCCUCAGGUGAAUGGAUACUUUCGUGGCUACCGAAUUGAAUGGUGUGAUGCAUUUCUGGACGCAAUUCAGUGUGACAAACAAACGCGAUUUCAGGAUGUCAUUUUGAAGAUACCCGACACGCCUGUAUUUUAUAGCCGCCGUCGACGGUCUAUUGUGGACUUUGAAGACACACGACCAUUGGACCUAUUGUCAUCCGAUGGAGAGAGUCAUCUUACCGAGUCGGUACUGGAGCGAUACCUUCCCGAGCUACACCGCAAAGGUGAUUCCGAUGUAUAUACACCCGUGCACACUCAGGUUUGUCGAUCUACUCCCAUUCGAAACAUUUCCUGCCCCGGAACUGGGCGGUUUCCUCGAGCGGUACAAUCCCCUUCGAUAAUGGGAGAGGCCUACGCAUACACACUCGGAAGGGUGACCCGGCAAGUCCGUGAUUUUCCUGACCUUCCAACAUUUGUCUGGGGACAAGUUGUGGAACAUUCACUAACCGGAGUUCCUGGGAAUUCCUCCGUUCGUGUUUGGUUACGCGUCUUAAAUACGCGCUUUGCGGGUCCAAUGAGUCCCGUGAUAAGUCUGAAUACAUUGGAGGAUACCCCAGGCCCUGUGGCCAACCUUCAAGUUGUAACUAUUGGGGUGACAUACGCCGAUAUCGUUUGGACUCCGCCAGCUGAACCAAACGGAAUCGUGCUUGGCUAUGAAUUCGAAGCUAAAGAAUUACACGGAUUAGAAAUGGGCUUCGGUUUUCGUUUUCCACCACUGCAAGAUGGGAAUGCAACGCAAUGUCGCCUACCGGGUCUGCGACCCAACACCAGCUAUCGUAUUACAGUGUGGCCAUUCACUUCCGCUGGAACUGGCGUGGAUACUUUCAUCGAUUUUUCCACUGCACCCAGUGACGUCGCACCCAGUCCACCGAACUUCGUCGUAACCCAUAUCGGAAUGACCAACUUUACAGUGAUGUAUGAACCGAGUCACAUUGGGAUUCCAGGCACUGUGUUCUUCGUCCAAUACCGAGAACCCGGUGUCAUCCAUUGGCUGGAAUCCACAAGGACCUUUGUUCAGCGUGUCAUUAACGUGGAAGAGUUGAUGCCUGAUACAUUUUACGAAGUUCGUGUCGUUGCGACAAACGGAGAAGGGCUUUCCACAGCUACAGCGGACAGGCUGAUUCACACAAUGGGCGGUCCAGGACCAGGAAGUCUGGCCGGGGCUAGCGGAACCUGGUUUAUUAUUGUCUGUGUACUCCUGUCUGUAUUCAUUGCCAUCUUCAUCCUACUCUUCCUCCUCCGCCGACACAGACUGAAGAUUUUGAAACAGAAGGCUGUUGGUCCAGAAGUCGCUCCUUUGGUUACCAGCCCAGAAUAUGCACAACCAAUGAAUGGAGACGAACUUGGUGGUUUGCUUUCGCCCCAACAACCAGACUAUCCUGAUCGCAGUCAAGGUUUUGCCUCAACAGACAGGCAUCAAACAGGAGCAAACUAUCCGGGAGCUGAGGCUUGGCUGCCGGAUGAGGAAAGUGGCAUGAGCGAUCAAGAUGGCAGACAACAGUGGGACGAUGACAGAGAUAUUGUUCACCGGAGGAAUGUAACUUCGGGGUCACCAAUUCUCUCAAACGAAGAAGAAACCGAACUAGAAGUGGAAAACUCCUACAUAGCUAGUGGGAGCGAGCUGGAUUCAAUUGCAGCCGACCCAAGAAUCCGAACAAUCUCGAAACGUCAACCAACUGAUGCUCGAAGACCCUCUGGAAAUGGGUCACGAAGACCUCUCAGACCUAAUUCUCCUCGAGAUUCGUCAACAUAUUCUCAUUGUUCAAGGAAAGAAACCAGAACCAUCUCAUGCUUCACAAUGCAUUCUGUUCACCUCUGUCUGUUGAGCAGCAUGAUCUCAGUGAUCAUUCUUGUCCAUACGCUACGGAGUCUCCGUGUGCUAGAUCUUCAUCUGGCCCAAGAAGUUACUGAAUCAGAGUUGAACGCUGACCAUUUUGUUCAGUCACGCAUCGAGGCCCGAUCCUUUAUAAAGAUUAUUUUGGAUGGUACUGGAUCGACAAUUUGCGUAUUGUUUUGGGGAUUAGCAAUAGUUGUCCGUCUGCGUCCUCGUGACCUCACAAAGAAACAGUACAAAUUUUACCACAUUAUAUCCACAGUGUUAUGGCAACUGCUGGUCGUGCCCUAUCUACUAGGUUCCCUGGUCCAUAGUAUUUACCUACUAUUUAUUAUGCUUGAUGAUGCCGGUUUUGUGCAAUCGGAAACGGCAAAUUCGCUACGCGAUGCGUUCGUCUCUCUAUCAUCAUUCCAACCAGAAGUAUACAAACUCAAGGUGGUCAACGCACUGGUGGAAAUCCAACGAAAAUACACUUGCUGUGGUGGGACAUCGUACAUGGAUUGGCUUGAAUUGGAGUUCGUAACUGAGAAGGUUUAUGACACCAACAAGACGGUGUUCGAUCCAUGGGGCCGACAUUACAGCAGUGGUUUCUUUCCAACAAGUUGUUGCGAUCGAACGAAAACAGUCAGCUGUUCAGAGACAAUGUUAAAUCCGAGUGUCGAAGUGACGAAAUAUCACCUGACUUACGAAGCUCCAGUUUAUCGACGUGAUUGUAUCACUGCGCUUUAUAAGCAUAAAUAUACCGAACUGGCAGGUUUGAUUGGUCUAUUUGCAACUAUUGACAUUUGUUUGCACGCGCUUCAAGUAUUUGCACAGUUGUACGCUUACCACAAAAGCGCAACUCGAUAUCCGUGUAUCACAUGGGCCAACAGACUCCCACCACUUCAAAGCAACCUAACACCACCAAAGCUGGGUUCAUAUCGAGAGAAUACGGGGUCUGUAGUCCAUCGAACCGGUUCGAUUACCCAUAUGGAUGGAUCGCGCACACACAGGGAUGGUUCAGUUGUCAUGCCAGAUGGAAGUCAUAUCCCCAAACCCGAAAAGUUGGUUCACCGCUCUGGUUCCGUCACUCUACGCUCCGGAUCACGAAUACAUCGUACGGGAUCACGUACACAUAUCGAUGGAUCUCGUACACACCGAACCGGCUCCGUUACCUUUGUUGAUGGGUCCAGACUGCACAAAGAUCAAACAAUAACACCAGGUCCUGGAGAUAGUCGUGAAGCGUGUAUGCUUGGUGACAACCCACAGUUGUUUUUCGGUUCCACCGGCUACAUAAGCACAGAUCGUUUAAUCCAGUCUUGUCAAGGACUUCAUCUGUUUGCAAAACCCAGUUUAGAACAGCAGCCUGAUGUGGCAGACAAAGCCGAAUGGAUGGAAAACAUCAUGAAAAUUGGAUGGAUAGCGCAUGGUGGAGGUAAACAGUAUUGCACAAUUGUACCCAGGGUUGCUAUGAGACCUAGUCGACAAUUGGGACCAGUACAGACAAGCGAAUUUCGACGUUUCCUGAGGUUGCAUAUUCCAAUAGUUGAGGCAAUAAUCUACACAGACGGUAACGCAGUACUUGAAUACGAAGCAAAUGCGUACUAUCGAGGCUUUUGUAUAUCCUUCAUCCGUGGAAUCCUAUUUCUCCUGCUGGGUUAUGUAGCCGCUACCAUUCUAUGUCCAAUAUUCCUACCAACGAAUUUGGACUCACCGAUAUUGAACACUGUUUACUUAUGGCCAUGGAAACCAUCAGACCGGGAAAAACUUGAUAUGGCGAUAUCCGAAAAUGCAGUAGCCAUUCACGAACAAAUCUCACUUCAGGUCUCUUUGCUACUCUACUCGUGCAUCAUGUGUGGUGCACUAAUAUCUCCACGAUUUCGCUGUCUAUUGUUUCUGUCGAUUCCCAUAUUUGGUAUGCAGUGCGGCCACAUGUACCUAAUCAACCAAAUGUUCCACGCCGCAAUGCUUGGGCCGGUGGCGACCAGUGAACGGAAUUUCGUCUCAACUUCUGCCACAUUGGAAUGCCUGGAAGAAAUGUCGUUCAACCUAAGCAGAGACAUGCGUCGCAUCAACUGGGUUUAUCCACUUGAAGAUGCCAUCAAGGAAAAAAGUGCAGACGUCCUGGGCCUGAGUGAAGCAGACUUUAGAAAUGUCAGCUUGGGAUUCAUUGAGCUGAGUUCGGAACUAUCCGAUAAUAUAGUAACAUCAUUGAUGCAUUUGUAUAACGGUACGGAAGCUCUCCGAACUUUGGGUAGAAACCAGUCAAAUCUGGCGAAAAGAGUUGAGAAACGAUUUGACAACACAACCGCCGCUUAUUUGAAAGUAGCGAAUACAAUGACCAAUCGGUUAAUCAUUCCUCUGACGGAUAAAAGCAAUCAGCUGGUAGACAUGAGUAACAAGGCCGGUUUGGCUCGUGAACUGCUCGAAGGACUACAAACGGCAAUAUCGGGUGGCCGUGAAAUGGAAGAAGGACUUUACAAGGCAACAGUGCUUGGUUGCAUGCUGGUCAAAUCGGUGAAGUACACCCAGUGUAAAAAGAAAUCAGAUAUCGUUUGUCAGGCAGUGGAAAGAACGAUAAAGAGUCUGACUCACGAGCCUGCCUGGUUCAAGUUGGCUUGUCCACCGGACAAUCCAUCCGAGGUAGCAUGUCCAGUGGACGAAUUCGUGACUGAGGCUGAACAAGAAUGCUACGAUGCACCUGGAACUCUGGGAGUGCAAUACGGUGUGGGAGCGUUCACGCUGGAAGCACUUAAUGCACUGAAAGCUAUCGCGGAUGAGUUUAAACUCGACCAACCAAUCAGCAUGGAAGAAAGCUUGGUCCCAGUUUCGAAUAAACAAUGGACUGAACUGGCAGACGAUAGCUAUGAAAGACCAUAUUAUAUAUCUGAUUAUAUGUAUGGACUGUUCUACAUCUUAGUGAUAUGCAGCAGCUUGGGUAGACUUCUCUUGAUUGGCGUGUUCUACCAAAGUCAUCGCUACAUUUCUAACUAUCUGACUUCCGUCGAUUUUGACAAUAUUUAUGCCGGAAGCAUGUUUGAGGAGGUGGACGCGAAGCGUUUGGCAGACGGCCGGGAGACCCUGUUACCCCUUAAGUCUAUGGAAACGUCAAAAGUCUACUGGCGUUCAAGAUUCUACACAUGCCGGGAAUUAAAGCGAGUGGCAGUUAAUUUGUUGCGUGCCGUGGUUUACGGGUGCUUCCUGUUGGUACUAUUCGCCGUCGGUUGGAACAUGGAAGAAAUGGCCACAUUUUUGAUUGACUUGACCGCUGGCUACUAUGGCAUGCGAAUGCAGAUACGUCAAGCACAGUUUACCGGAAACCAUGCAGAUGUCUCGGGAGAUGGAAUAUUUUAUCAGCUAUUGAAAAAAAUCCUCUAUAACAUCAACCAGUUGAAAGCCAUCGAGUUGAACUAUGAUCCCAAAUUUUGCAGUCCUUAUGUUUAUUCUCCAAGUGUUAGGUUGGAGAGAGAUUUCUACAAUGCCUGGUACUUACUGAUGUUUUUAAUCGUGAUCGCUCCCUUACUACUAAGAACCAGACACGUCGUUGCUUCGUUUUUCUAUCCAUCAAGGGUGAAAAACCGCACGGUAGCACUCUACAACUCACUGCUUACUCGCCGACGUCGUCACAUGACCACUUGUCGCAACCUAAUCGUGCACUGGGUUCGAGAAGGUCGCCUACAGGAAGAAGCUAGGAAAUUUGGACAGCCCACGUUUUUGGCUUCCAUACAUCAGAGCUUUGCUCAAUUGGUGGGUAUGGAUAAGAAAAUGUGUCUUAUCUGCCAGGAUUGGAUCAAUUCCGGGCCACAAAUCGCAGUGUGCACACUGGAUAAAGCAGCUCUGUGUCGGCAAUGUGUUGAAGUUGUGCUACGCAAGGAAAUCUGUGUUGUCUGUCUGGAUCGUAACCCAAAACGCCUGUUCAAGGAACGACGACGAAUUCAACGUUUAGAAAACAGGGCCAAUAUGAAAGCUGAGUUACUGUCUCCACGACAGCUAUUGGAUUAAAAGCUCGUCAUAUCACCUUGCAAAAUGCAUUCAUACGUUACGUGUUUGUUCCUGCGUACGGGCGUGGAGUUCCAAACACGUAUGAUUUUAGUUCAUUUCUCUAUGAACUGAGCUAUCUUUGAUCUAAGCUCUGAACUAAAAUAAAUCGCUUUUCAUUCACGUAAUAAAACCGAUCCCA